Molecule: messenger RNA, 2601 nt
Organism: Stegostoma tigrinum
Lineage: Eukaryota; Metazoa; Chordata; Chondrichthyes; Orectolobiformes; Stegostomatidae
Product: neuropeptides B/W receptor type 1-like
Exons: 2
Coding region: 1113-2114 (333 amino acids)
Biological process (GO): neuropeptide signaling pathway
Cellular component (GO): neuron projection; membrane
Molecular function (GO): neuropeptide receptor activity; neuropeptide binding
Source: RefSeq, a predicted model, not a curated record
UUAUACCUGGCAUUCUAAACAAUCAGGCUGUCUUCAGCAGCUAGUGCUUGAUUUCGAUAGAGUAAUCGCAUUUUAUUUAUUCCACUAUAUGCCCACAGCCAUCAGCUAUUAACUGGUAUCAAUUUAGACCGCAACACAACGUGUAUCUAUUAAACACACAUUAACAUCAAAGGGAAGAACAUCUCAGCUCCAUCUUUUGGGUUUCAAGUCGGCCGCCCACAAAAUUGCAAAGCUGAAGUCGCAAAUAUGACAAUAUUGUAUCUGUCACGCUUCAUUGAACUGAGCUGUUGAUGCCAAAAAAAAGUCCUUGAGCUUUCCAGCUUGUAUUUGGAAAUUAAGUUAGCCCUCUCCCCUCGGCGUCAAAAACUGAAACAUUGAGAUGAAAGGGCUGAAUGUGCUGAGACGGUAAUGGACCUGAUCUCUGGUUCCUAUGGUGAAAGGUCUUGGUGUCCACUGAAUUGUGUCUGUGCUUAUACCCGCAGCGAAUCACCGGGUAGCCGGUCAUAUCCGGAGAACAAUUAAUCCACCAGUACCAUCUGAACAGCAGCGAAGCAAGUCUAGUCAAACAUCGGAUUAACUGCAGCGAGCUCUGGUUGCGUCUAAACGGGUACAUAAACAUUCAUCUGUUGGUGAUUGCUAAGAGAGAUGUCAACGACUUCGUGGUAAUUUGAAAUAAAAUUGCAAAAUGUAAUUACCGACAGCAUACCAAAGGCUGCAGCUACAGUUUUAAAUAGAGGUCCGAAGGAUAGCAAAUAUAAACAAAAAUCAUAUUUCGCACCGCCGGUUCACUCCGUAAUUGUGGAAUAUUAAGGACUUAUCUCCGGAAAGAAAAACAUUUUUUUUUCAAAAAGGAAUUUAUCUUUUCAGUUAACCUCCAAGUACAGCUAGAGUUCAUAGAAUUGCCGGCAGUACUAUGUCACUGAGCACGUUUUACCAAAAAAACUUUUUUUUUUGUCCAGUUACUGUGUUGAAUUGCUAAAUACGCAAGUAUUGUAUCUUCUAAAUGAAGUCCUCAAAUCUGUCUAGUGUGCUAAGGUGCACGGUUUUCUCUCUGCUGUAGUGUUUACAAUAAGCAAAACUGUGAGCGAUUUCACCACGCUAGCAAUAAAAAUAUGGAAAAUCUCUUUCCGAAUCCGGUAUCUUCGAACGUCUCCUGCAUGGACCAGGAGGUGAAUUGUUUGUCUGCAAAUGGCAAUGGGACCAAUUCGACAGGGCCAGGUCUAUACCCUGAUUUUUACAUUGCUAUCCCUGUCAUAUAUUCCGUUAUAUGUGCAGUUGGGUUAACGGGUAACACAGCUGUCAUUUAUGUUAUACUCAAAGCUCCAAAAAUGAAAACGGUGACAAACAUGUUCAUACUGAACCUAGCCAUCGCCGAUGAACUUUUCACUUUGGUUUUACCCAUAAACAUUGCUGACUAUCUGUUGCUUCAGUGGCCCUUUGGUGAGCUGAUGUGUAAAUUAAUCAUUUCCAUUGACCAAUACAAUACUUUCUCAAGCAUUUACAUUUUGACUGUCAUGAGCAUCAAUCGUUACCUGGUGGUCCUGGCCACGGCGAGGUCCAAGAAAAUGUCUUAUCGUACUUAUAGAGCGGCUAAGAUAGUCUGUUUAUGUGUUUGGCUCUUCGUCACUGUCAUCAUUCUGCCCUUCACAAUUUUUGGUAAGAUCCAUGAUGGUGAAGGCAGGCUACAAUGUGUCUACGUGUUUCCAUCUCCUGAGAUUCUGUGGUGGAAAGCUCGUCGGAUCUAUACUCUCCUAAUGGGAUUUACCAUUCCAGUGUCCACAGUUUGCAUCCUGUACUCAAUGAUGUUACUCAGGUUGAGAAAUAUGCGUUUGAACACCAACACCAAAGCUCUGGACAAAGCGAAGAAAAAGGUUACAUUAAUGGUGGUGAUUAUUCUAGCAGUCUGCCUUUUCUGUUGGACACCUUACCAUGUGAGCACAAUAUUAGCUUUAACAACACAUAUUCAACAGACCACGCUCAUCAUUGGAAUCUCCUACUUUAUCACUAGCCUGAGCUAUGCAAAUAGUUAUCUUAAUCCUUUCCUCUAUGCCUUUCUAGAUGAUAGCUUCAGAAGGAGCUUUCGGAAACUGGUAGAAUGCAGAACAACACCCUGAUAUUUGUAGUUUUGAUGAACGCAUCUGGUUACUCAAUGUAGCACGUUUAUUUUAAUUACUGUCUUCUUCAAUUGCACUCUGCUGUAAAUGCCCUCUGAUAUAUUCAAAAGCCUUUAAUGAGAUAAUUAUGUUUGGGGACUAAAAAUUGAGUUUCCCAUUUAUUAAAGUAGUAGAUUGUCUGGAAUUUCUCCUAUGAUGUGAUAUAAAAUUAAAAUAUGCAUGCUAUUAAAAUUGUGUUUAACUUAAAAUCCAGGAUAAAGUUAAUGUGCAUCGUUUGAAUUGCACUUCUAUUAUAUUCUACGUAAGAGUAAUGAGAGCAUGAUAACUUGUUAGACUUUUACACAAUAUAUGGCAAUAGUGUUUAAAUGUCAGGAAAAAAAUCUUUCACUGCUUGCUUUAGCAUUUUUUUACAACCUAAAACUUUUAUUACAGAUCUUAAGUUCAAAAUUAUGUGCACAGCUCCUGUUAAAUAUCAUGAAGACCACCA